AUGUCCUGGCUGGGCAAGCUAGGCUUCGGUACGCGGUCCCCCACCGAACCCUCCAUGGACUCUUCUUCUUCCUCCAUAGCCCAAGGUCCAGACAAUGAUAUCCCAGCACCGGGUCAACAGUUCGCCCAAUUCGGAGCUGGGUGUUUCUGGGGCGUGGAAUUGGUCUUCCAGAGAGUCCCUGGUGUGACCAAGACCGAGGUUGGGUACACUCAGGGCUUUAUUCAUAAACCCACUUAUGAGGAUGUAUGUUCGGGGACUACGAACCACUCUGAGGUUGUUAGGGUUCAGUAUGAUCCGAAGGAGUGUAGUUUUGAGUCUUUGCUUGAUGCUUUCUGGGCUAGACAUGACCCUACAACCCUUAAUCGCCAGAUUGAAUUGCUCUGUCGAUGA
This is a messenger RNA of Ilex paraguariensis (yerba mate), 390 nucleotides long. Lineage: Eukaryota; Viridiplantae; Streptophyta; Magnoliopsida; Aquifoliales; Aquifoliaceae. The record is from the annotation of a GenBank genome assembly.